Molecule: messenger RNA, 1155 nt
Organism: Sphaerulina musiva SO2202
Lineage: Eukaryota; Fungi; Ascomycota; Dothideomycetes; Mycosphaerellales; Mycosphaerellaceae
Product: DNA repair family protein
Exons: 7
Coding region: 29-1033 (334 amino acids)
Biological process (GO): DNA repair
Source: RefSeq, a predicted model, not a curated record
CAACAUUGUGUCAGACACUGAACCAUCAAUGUCAAAACGUGUACGAACUCUCGACAGCUUCUUCAGCCCACCACCACUGAAAAGACCCAAGGCAGCCCAAAAUGUUACUGGAGAAGAGCAACGCGAUGAACAUGGCGACACGAAGGGCGUGUCCGCAGCUUACUCUCGGCAUGCAACAUACCCAUUCUCAAUAACUCACCUGCCCAUGGAGCUGCGAGAAAUCCUCAACUUUGUCCCAGCUGCUGAAGCUCGUGCGAUCAAUGACCAACCUGAGCUGGAUCUUUUAUCCUUCACUCCUUUCAUACCUAAAGCGGCACAAGUUGAACUCUUCGAAUUUCUACGCGCAGAGUUGCCGUUUUACAGAGUGAAAUACACCAUCAAACGCGGGCCGGUAGAGACUGUGAUCAACACACCGAGAUUUACGACGGUUUUCGGCGUGGACGACACUGCUCGGUUCAGAGACGGUCAACUCACGCACGCGAUCUCUGGCAGUCCUCUUGCAAAGGACAGCUACAAAUGCUGCCCUCGACCUCUGCCCCAAUGUCUGGAUGUGCUCCGGGAACUGACAGAAAACGCCACCGGCUGUAGAUUUAAUUUUGCCCUGGUCAAUUACUAUGCCACUGGUUCUGAUAGCAUCAGCUAUCACAGCGAUGAUGAGCGAUUCCUAGGAGCCGACCCUGCUAUAGCAUCAUUCACACUUGGCCAGGCUCGUGACUUCCUGCUCAAGCAUAAGCCGACGCCGAUGAACCAUACAUCAGAGACCAAGCCUACAAAGAUGCCACUUGGUCCCGGUGAUAUGCUGCUGAUGCGAGGCAAGACCCAGAGUAACUGGUUACACAGCAUACCCAAGCGCCAGGGUAAAGAUGCCCACAAGGGCCGUAUCAACAUAACAUUCCGCAGGGCAUUGAUCCGAGCAGGAACCGAAAAUUACUAUCGUUACAACGUCGGAGAUGGCAUUGCGUAUAGAUGGUCGGCUUCGAAGCGUGAGAUGGUUCCUGAUAGCGCGAUGUCGUCUUCUAGUACCGAAGUAUGACAUGCGGUGCAUAUGUGUACGUUCUCUCCUGAUGGAUUGGGGUGAUGCCACUUCUGAAAUGCUGUCACGAGUUGCCAAGAUGUAUGCAACACUGCAGUCCACGGGAAUGACGCAACUCUCGC